Molecule: messenger RNA, 1590 nt
Organism: Nyctereutes procyonoides (raccoon dog)
Lineage: Eukaryota; Metazoa; Chordata; Mammalia; Carnivora; Canidae
Gene: RITA1
Product: RBPJ interacting and tubulin associated 1
Exons: 4
Coding region: 411-1229 (272 amino acids)
Biological process (GO): negative regulation of Notch signaling pathway; nuclear export; Notch signaling pathway
Cellular component (GO): cytoplasm; nucleus
Molecular function (GO): tubulin binding
Source: RefSeq, a predicted model, not a curated record
CAGGGGCGCCCCCCCCGGUGCUCGUGGUUCCGGCCGCCCCGCCCCUCGCUGGUUGUCUCUGGGGCCUGGCUGCCGCCGCGGGUCGGUCGGUGCGGCUCCCCGGGGCUGGGGCUGCGGGGCCCGGGCUGCAGAUCCGCUGGGACCUUGGAGGCCCCUGCAGAGGAGGGGGCGCUGGGACUGCAGCCCACAUCCUGGAGCCGAGAUUCUCAGCCUUAUUUAGGUGCGGCUUAACAGGUGUGACUUCAGCGUCUGAAGCCUCAGUCUGGUCAUCUGUAGAUUAGACAUAACCGAAGCUACUUCGCAGAGCUGUUAAGAGGAUUACAUGAAAUAAUGCUUGUAAAGCUUUUUGCGCAAGGGAGCCCUGGAGGCAAGACCCCGCAGGCAAAACAUGCCUGCUCUUACCCAGAACCAUGUGCAGCAUGAAGACCCCUGUGGAGCUGGCAGUCAGUGGGAUGCAGACCCUCCGCCUUCAGCACCAUUGCCAGGGCAGCUACCGGGUCAAGGCCAGGCCGUCAUAUGUGGAUGAGACAUUGUUUGGCAGCCCUGCGGGUACCCGGCCCACACCACCAGACUUCGACCCACCCUGGGUGGAGAAGGCCAACAGAACCAGUGGAGUGGGCACAGGGGCAUCACAGGCCUCAGGGGCCAAUGGCAGCUGUGAGACCACCUCCUCCAGGGGCAACACCCCGACCCUCACACCAAGGAAGAAGAACAAAUACAGAUUGAUCAGCCACGUUCCUUCUUACUGUGAUGAGUCACUGUUUGGCUCCCGACCAGAGGGCACUAGCUGGGAGGGCCCGUGGAUGGCAAAGGGUGAUGCUGCUAAACUCCAUGCCCUCUUCUGGACACCUCCAGCCACCCCCAGGGGCAGCCACUCAUCCCGCUCCCGGGAGACCCCGCUGCGAGCCAUUCACCCAGCUGGUCCCUUGAAGGCAGAGCCCAAGGUGGCAGCAGACUCCCGGAAGCUGUCUAUGGCUGGGUUGGACUCUCCGCACCCUCUGAGGCGGGAACGUUCCCAUUCCCUCACACACCUGAAUGCCCCCAGCGCUGGUCGCCCACCCACCAGCGCCCUCCACACCAAUGGGCCUCGGGAUUCCCGGCCUUCCCCCUCAGGGGUGACCUUCCAGAGCCCCCGAGUGACUCCUAGGGCCCGUUCCAUUCGUGAUUCAGUGCCAGCUGCCCCCCAACGGGGUGGGGCCACCCAGAAACCAAAGCCCCCUUGGAAAUGAGUUCCUUGGUCCUCCCCUCCUCGAGCUUGCUCAUGGGGUCACAGUGCAGAGCACGGUUUCAGAGGAGGGCACUGGUUGAGGGUGCCCCUGCAGAGACCAGAGUCUCCUAGGUAACCAUGAAGCAUUGGAAAAGUGUUCCUGGGGGCAGACAUAGCGGGAGGAGGCAGUGCCUUCCUUAAGCACCGGUUGCUCCCUACCUUAUACCCAAUGACAGGGAUUCGGCGGCUGCCCCUUGAGAUGCCUGUACCAGUCUUGCUCUAGCCACAGGCCGUGCCAACCCAGGGGUGCCCACCAGUCCCCCAUCACUCCCGCAACCUUGUCUUGUCACCAGUGUGAAUAAAUGGCGUGCUUGCCAACCUAG